GCCCCCAUGAGUAGAGCAUAAGGCCAGGCCAGCCCACCACUCCAGCCUCACCAUCUAGUGGCCAUGGUUCAUGCAUGUCCUGGACUGCCAGCCCCAUCUUAAGGUCCCUGCAGACUAGGCUGUUUCCUGUGUCUAGACAGCUGUUCCAACAGAUUCUGUCCCAUGUGACUUCCAGUCUCUGGACUGGCUGCUCACCCACCCUCCUGGCAGAGGUACCAGCCAUGUCAUCCCCCAACUUCCUUUCUUUUCUGAGCUCCGGCCCACAGUGGUGUGCAGAAGGCGUUCAGUUCGAUAUCACUUCAUUUAUUGGUUAUUAUUCGCCCUGCGGAGGGUGGGCCUGGUUAGGGGAGUGGGUAGGGGGCAUCCAGUCAGGCUGUCUCCACCUUCUACCUGGGAUCCCAGCCCAGGGGCGGAGCAAAAGGUGGGUACCAAGGACAGGGUGGCGUCUACUCCCCCAUCCCACUCGCGAGCUCUACUCUUGCUUCCACCUGUGUUAUGGAGAGAAAGCCGCCUUCCGGGGUCGCAGUGGGGUUUAAGUCGAUCGCGGACUUCCAUCGCAGACUGCCCUCGCAUUUUCAUUACUGUGUAUCAUCUCCAGCCCGGCCGCGCGCGCAAGGGAUCGUGGUCCGCGGAUUGACAGCUCAGGCCCCGCCUCCGCCCCGUCUCUAGGGCGACGCCAGAAGCAUGCUGUGGCCGGGAGAUUCCUCACCACCCCGCGGCCCCAGCCUCGGUGACAGUGGUUCCAACACUGGCGAAAGCCGGAAGUACAGCCCUGACGACGGCGGCUGCUGGUCUCCAUAGAAACAGCGGAAACGUGCUCUCACCUAGCGCUUCCCAGUGCCGCAGCGGCUGCGGACUUCAGUUCCGCUAUCAUCGAGGCCCGGAAGUGCGGCCUUGGCGGUGGUAAGCUGGAGGCAGCCACGGCCCAGCCUGGUGCCUGAGGAGGAGCCGGAGGUGGGGUCGACCGGGAAUCCCCCUGCCGCAAGGCCGGCGGGGAGGCUGGGGCGUGCCAUGGGAGGGGUGCCGGCGCUAGGCUUGGAGCGCACGCUGCGGACGUGAGGGGGCGCUGCAGAAUCGGGGCACGGCGCGGGCAAGGGCGCGGAUGCUGGAAACCUAGGUUGGUCGGGGCUGCAGCGGGUGCAGCCAGCGCGGAUCAGAGAGGGGCUCUGGGCUCAGGAUAGGGCGCGCGCAGUGGCGCAGAGUGAGGGAGAGAGGUGCCACGAGCGAAGUGUAUGGCUUGAGCAAAGGCGUGACGAUGAGAAUGCGUCGCGUACCCGGGACAGUGGGCCUGGAGCCGUGUCUCCAGGUGGACCUUUGUUCUGAGGCGCCAUGAAGGCCCUGCUGCAUCUGGACCGAGGAAUCGGAAGCUGUCGGAGAGUAGGGCCGGAGUGAAUUGGAAAAGGAAGAGCUCAGGCCCUGCGGGCUGAUGCACAGGUUUCUGUCCCAUCGCCCGGGCACGGAUUUGAAGUCCUUUAGAUAGAUGCUUGGUGAAUAAAGACUUUAAGGGUGCUGUGGCAGAGGCAACGGCACGUGCAAAGACUAGGCUCGUUUGAGGAAUCGCCAAGAAUUAAUUCUUCCUACGGAGGGCUGUGAGAAGAGGAGGGUUCAGAUGUGUUAGGUGUUAGUUAACAGGCUCCCUCUGGCUGUCGCAUGGGUUAGAGACCCGGAGGUAGGGGGACGCGAGGCGGUUACUGCCAUCAGUCUAGGCCCGCGGUACCCGGGCAGUGGAGGUGUGCGAAGUAGUCCGAGGGGUCAGAUGUGGGGCAUACAAGAAGCAGAGGGGUCUGGUCACAGCAAAGGCGGCUUGGGCAUAAGGAGCCGGAGGAGGUGAGUCUGAGACCUCAGUAGAUGCUGAGGGUUAAGAGAGGCCUCACCCUGGGACUGUGUGACUCUGCCUGAGUGAGGCUAGUGACGUGUGGGCGGGUCCCAGUGUGUCUUGUCUCCUGGCUCUCCUCCCCUACACUGGAGAUGUGUGUGUCCCGAAUGUGGGAUAAGCCAGGUAUCUCACCCCUGUUGUUAGAGGGUAAACAGACUGGUUGAGCCCGGUACCUGCUUGACGCGCGAAGUAGCAUAGCGUCUCAGAUUCAGAGUGUGGGGAUGGUGGAAACCCCUCCUCUUUCUGGUCACAAUUGGGCAAGUAUCCGGUUUGCUCAGACAUACAUGCUGAUCUGAGGCCGCUGCUGCUUCACCUGCACCCACUCAAUCACACACCCCCUUCGCAGUCCACGGAAGCCCCUUCUCUGUGCCACACACACACACACACACACACACACACACACACACCCUGUGCCCCACAGGUCCAUCCAUAUGCCAAGAAGCACCAGGCUGUGGCAGGCACCUCCCUCACUACUGUGAUUUCCUCCCAUGGAGCACCUGCCAGGCUAACCUCUCAGCCCAUUGUGACUAUGCAGACUUCUGAUUGCUUAGUCCAAGAGGCAGGUCAUGCCACCUCACCCCUGCGAAGAUCUCCGUGUUCACUGGUUAACGUAACCGGUUUGAGGCAGCAGACUGGGUCUGCACAGGGCCUUGGAUGUUCUAAGGUUGGAGGGUGUGACAAAGGCAGAACAAAAAGCGGCGAGUGGAAGGAAUUGCAGCCAUCGUGUUGGAGAGUCGGCCUGUUCUAGAUGUGGAUGGCGGCGGCGGCGGAGGCGGUGCACCACAUCCAUCUGCAGAACUUCUCGCGUUCGCUGCUCGAGACCCUCAACGGGCAGCGGCUGGGCGGGCACUUCUGCGACGUGACCGUGCGGAUCCGCGAGGCUUCGCUGCGCGCACAUCGCUGCGUGUUGGCCGCUGGCUCGCCCUUCUUCCAGGAUAAAUUGCUGCUCGGCCACUCCGAGAUCCGUGUGCCGCCGGUGGUGCCCGCGCAGACGGUGCGCCAGCUCGUCGAGUUCCUCUACAGCGGCUCGCUCGUGGUGGCACAAGGCGAAGCGCUGCAGGUGCUCACGGCCGCAUCGGUGCUGCGCAUCCAGACUGUCAUAGACGAGUGCACGCAGAUCAUUGCCCGCGCCCGUGCCCCCGCCCUGGGCACCCCCGCACCCCCGCCCCUGCCCACUCCGGUGCCCACAUCACUCGCGCCGGCACAACUGCGCCACCGCUUGCGCCACUUGUUGGCUGCGCGUCCCCUGGGCCAUCCCGGUGCUGCUCAUAGCCGCAAGCAACGCCAGCCUGCACGCCUGCAGCUGCCUGCGCCCCCUGCGCCCGCCAAGGCGGAGGGGUCGGACCCCGACCUCGCCCUACCGGUAGCCCCAGAAGGUGGUGAUGACGAUGACGUCGACGAUGACGACGAAGAGACUGAUGAUGAGACCGACGGUGAGGAAGGCGAAGGCGGCGUUCGGGUUGAGGGCCAGGCGCCCGCAUCUUUCCCUGACUGCGCUGCCAGCUUCCUCACCACCGCGGCUGACAGUGCGCGCGAGGAGCCGCCUGCGCCCGCCGGCCUUCCUGACUAUGGCGGCUCCGGGAGGGACUUCCUUCGGGGGCCUUCAGUGGCCGAGGACGUGUUCCCUGAUAGCUACGUCUCCCCGUGGCAAGAAGAAGACGGCACAGCCGCUGAAGGCUGUCCCGCAGAGGUCCCAGUCCCGCCCGACUGCAUCCUGUCCGGACCCCGCCCGCCUGGCUUGAAGACCCCGGGGCCGCCAGUCUCGCUUUUCCCCUUUCAUCUGAGCGCUCCAGGGCCAUCUGCUCAAACCCCUUCCGCGCCCUCCGAGCUGGCCCCUGCGCCCCCUCCUGCCUUCUACCCUGCGCUCGAGCCUGAUGGGGCCCCCAGUGCGCCUCUGGGAGAGGCUCUGGCCCCACCCUCUGCUCCUGCCGCCACCCCAGCACGCGCCUCUGGUGCCGAGCCACCCGCCUAUGAAUGCAGUCACUGCCGCAAGACGUUCAGCUCGCGGAAAAACUACACAAAGCACAUGUUCAUCCACUCCGGGGAGAAGCCCCACCAGUGCGCUGUGUGCUGGCGAUCUUUCUCGCUGCGCGACUACCUGCUCAAGCAUAUGGUCACACACACGGGAGUGCGCGCCUUCCAGUGCGCUGUCUGUGCCAAGCGUUUCACGCAGAAGAGCUCGCUCAACGUGCACAUGCGCACGCACCGGCCAGAGCGCGUGCCCUGCCCUGCCUGCGGCAAGGUCUUCUCGCACCACGCCCUGCUGGAGCGCCAUCUGGCCUCCCACCCUGCACCCUGAUCUGGCCCGGGGCCUAGCCACGCCCAUCGUGAGUUUGAUCACACCCCACAGUUGGCCAUACCCACUGCAGGGUCUCUAUAGCUUGCGGAGCUAAGUCAGGCUCACUGCAGAACUAGUAUAACAUCCUCGCUGGGCCGGGUCACACCCCACGAGCACCUUGACCACAUUCCCACCACCAGACUAGGCUUUUCUCUGAGUGCAGGCCCUUCCCCUGCUUUCACCCUCUUCACCACCAACCAGGGGCCCAACCUGCCUAACUCCUACAUUCAGACCCUCCAGGUAGUGGCGGGCUGGGGCUGGUCAGAGAGACCCAAGCACUCCUGAGAACUGGAUCAUCUCCAGUCUGAACUGGAUGCUCAGAAUUGGGACAGGGCCCAGGAUUCGUGGCUCCAUCUAUAUCUCGCACCCUGCCUCCUUCCGUGAGUGGGGUGGGGUCUAGGCCUGUUUUCCUACGCCCAUGUCAGGCUGGGCAAGAUCCCUGGUGCCCCACCCCGAACUACCCUCCUUCAUCUGGCACCAUCAUGGACUAGGGCCAGACCUUUGGAUACCUGCUUUGUAAUAAAGGACUGUGGCCCAUGGGGCCAAACCUGUGUA
Messenger RNA from Hipposideros armiger (great roundleaf bat), 4769 nucleotides. It is a transcript of the gene ZBTB45, whose product is annotated as zinc finger and BTB domain containing 45. Bases 2625 to 4175 code for a protein of 516 amino acids. The transcript has 3 exons. NCBI's taxonomy places the organism in Eukaryota, Metazoa, Chordata, Mammalia, Chiroptera, Hipposideridae. Gene Ontology annotation, molecular function: protein binding; DNA-binding transcription factor activity, RNA polymerase II-specific; RNA polymerase II cis-regulatory region sequence-specific DNA binding. Gene Ontology annotation, biological process: regulation of transcription by RNA polymerase II. The record is from RefSeq and is a predicted model, not a curated record.